AGAUAACCACAAUAACGGGAGGGACAACAAGUCCUGGAGGACAGAACAGGGAACACUUCAGAACUGGCAUCAUUGGAGAAAGGUGGAAAAUUUUACUACGUAAACGUGAAGAUUAAAGAAGAACUUUUUUGCUGCUGGGUGUCUCUGGCAGAAGACAUGUACAAUUCUGUAUCCAAUGGAGGCUCCAAAGGAGAAUGGGGAUCAACUGAAGAGUGCCCGAUGGGUCUAAGGCAGCAGGCUUCAAUCUGAAAGUGAAAUUUUAAUGAAGGUGGACAGGGAUCUGGUGACAGCGGACACCACGGGGGUCAACUCCAUUUACUUGCUCUGCACGGAUCCUUACUCUGGAAACUUUGUUGGUACCGUAUCCUCCAGUAAAGGAGAGCGUCUCUGGCAGAAGACAUGUACAUUUCUGUAUCCAAUGGAGGCUACAAAGGAGAAUGGGGAUCAACUGAAGAGUGCCCUGAAGGGUCAAAGGCAAUGGGCUUCAAGCUACAAGUGGACAGAAAGCUGGUGACAGCGGACACCACGGGGGUCAACUCCAUUUACUUGCUCUGCGCGGAUUCUUCCUCUGAAAACGUUGUUGGUACCAUAUCCUCCAGUCAAGGAGACUUCGGUAACAUGGGACAAGAACUGAAGUGUAACCUGGGAUCAUAUCUGGUAGCCUUCUGUCUGAAUGUUGGAAAAAGGCUUCUUGAUUACAUUGGUGUCGCCAACGUCAAGUUCAAAUGCUCAGAUGGGAUGAUCCUAACGGGAGAUGGUUACGACUGGGCGACCUGGGGUGCAUUCAGUGAGGAAUGUCCAAAUGGAAUCAGAGGCAUCAAGUCUAAACGGGAGAAAUAUCAGGGACCUUGGAGGGACGACUCUCAGCUGAAUGAUGCCAGUAUGCUGUGCUAUUAAUAAGGAAUAAACCCGAUUCCUGUAUCAGUACCUUCCGCAGUCAUUCUGUUAGUGCAGUUACAGCAUUUACCCAAAGGGGUUCAUUCGAAAUUCUUUAUAUAUACAUAUAUAUAGUGCACAGAUCUUACACAAACCUAUAAAGUUGUAUUCAGUUAGUAGCGCCCACUAGAGGCCAUUCGUAUAUUGUAUUUUGCAGCAGAAAUUUCUCAGUCUUUUCUCAACAAUCACAAAGCUUAUCUAUCCUAAAAUUCUGAAUAAAAUUUUCA
This is a messenger RNA of Hyla sarda, 1163 nucleotides long. Its product is annotated as vitelline membrane outer layer protein 1 homolog. Bases 400 to 897 code for a protein of 165 amino acids. Lineage: Eukaryota; Metazoa; Chordata; Amphibia; Anura; Hylidae. The transcript is spliced from 6 exons. The record is from RefSeq and is a predicted model, not a curated record.